CCGCCUCACUGUAGUCAACUGUACAAAAAAAAAGACAACAAAAAUCCGAGUCCAAACAGGUCCGAGAGCUAGUAGCCUACAUCUGCUGCCCACGCUGGACAGCUCCAGCUUCCUGCAGGGAAACACGGCAGCUCUCCCCCACUUCCACAGGAGGAAAUGACUUCGCUGGAUCAGAAGGAGGUGCGACCUGAAAUGACUGUUUGAUCGUCCCUCAGCCUCUCCUUGCCUCGCCUCCAACACUAAACCCGGAGAAGGAGGUUCCAGCGCAGCAGCGGAGGAAACAACCAGUUGAGAGAGUCGAUGGAGAGGAGGUGAACGGCUGGGCUAAACCAGCUGGAUGUGUCGGUGAAGUAAACUCAUCCAGCCCGGCUGCUUCAUCAGAAUUGCGAUUGCCUUACGUAACUGAGCUUUGUGGAGAGACUGGCAGGGGAACUGCUGCUGCCGUGCUGUUUAAUCACAGCGAGGAAACGCAGGUGAACAGAGAGUACAAUCACUAGUGUGUCUCUCCAUCCAGUCAGCAUGGUCUGUGAAGGUGCUGUCCCCCAUCACCAGUGACUACGUCAAGAUGAACGAGGGAGGAGGGGGUAUUUCUGCUGAGGCUGAUGUCAUCCUUCAUGCCGUGAACCCUGUCACGCCUUCUGAGAAAGUUGGGAACUCAUGUCCAGUUUUCGUCCAAGGGUUCCUGCAGGACGACCAGGAUUUCAGCCCCUCUCCAGUGUUUGAGAAGGAAUACCUGCUGGAUGGGAGACUGAUGGAGAAUAACCACAUCAAAGGCAAUGGUUCGUACAUCUCAAGGGAUGAUCACCUCUCCAAUGACUUGGGAACUUCGCAGCAAAAUUGUGCAAGCGGUGAAAUCCACAAUGGCGCCAGAGCUAAAAUGUCUUACAGUGCAGAUUCCUCCGUAUGCUUGCCUCGCCAAGCUAAACAGGAAACGGAUCGGUCAGGUCUUGAGUGCAGGGACAGUGGCCAGGAUGCUGGAAAUGCACAGUCUCAAAAAGAUCCUGAUUUAAUCAUCGAAGUGGGCGGGCAGACGAUCAACGCUCACAAGUCUGUCCUGGCAGAGAAGAGCGACUACUUCAAGGCCCGGGUGUCACGAGACAUCCUGAAAGUGAAGGGAGUGAGUUACAAGACUUUGUCCACGUUGAUAGACUAUGUUUACACUUCUAAGAUGAAUGUUUGCAAGGGAAAUGUUGUUGAUGUCAUCACAGGGGCUAAAAUCCUUCAGAUCCCCUGCGCCGUCCAGGCGGCCAUGGACUCCAUGUCUGAACAAAUCACUGCAGAGAACUGCUACGAGAUCCUGACCAUCGCCAAAAAGCAGAGACUUAGUGAACUCAAGGAGACAGCCUACGGAUUCAUGAGCGCCAACUUCCUCCAGAUCCUCAAAGACCCGGCUGUGUACGGGCGCCUGAAUGGAUCCGAGCGGGAUCUGAUCUUGAAGAAGAGAAUGGAGGGGAGGCAGACUCUGAUGGUGGCGGAGAUAAACGAUGUGUUUGAUCGUGUUGGGAGCCGGCCACCGAGCCGAUGUGGCAGCAGACCUCAGAGCCCACUGUCAGUUGGGUCUUUGGAGGAGAACCAUAUGAUUUACUACUUUAACGAAACAGCAAAUGACUGGAGACCUUUAACAGCAAUGCCUGAGGACAUAAACACUAAAGGGUGCGGGAUCUGCACCAUGUAUAACUACCUGUUUGUGGCCGGGGGGAUAAAGGGCUACGGGGACAAGGGCAAGGUUUCAGACAAGGUCUUCUAUUACAACCCCAUCACCAACCGCUGGGCUGAGAUCAAACCUCUGACCCAGGCUCGUGCCCAGCUGAAGCUUGUGUCUAUGGAUGGCUACUUGUACGCCAUUGGAGGGGAAUGUUUGUUUACAGUGGAAAAAUAUGACCCUCGCAUGGACCGCUGGACCACGGUGGCCCCCUUACCCAAGGGAGCCUUCGCAGUGGCCCACGAGGCCACAACCUGCAGCGGAGAACUCUACGUAUCAGGAGGCUCUCUGUUCUACCGCCUUCUUAAGUAUGACAUCAAGAGGGACGAGUGGCAGGAGUGCCCCUACAACAACAGCAGAAAAAAGUCCACUGACAUGGUGGCGUACAAGAGCUUCAUUUACCGCUUUGACGUCAACCGCGAGCAGGGGAUCACCGUGUUUAAGUACAACAGCAUAGUGAAAAUGUGGCAUGAUUGCGCAUCACAGAGGCUUGGAAGUCAUUUACCCUUCAGGUGCGCCGUGAUCGGGAACUGCAUCUACUGUGUGAACAAAAGUCAGACGCUUCAGUUUGUAGUGGAGGAGGAGAACGCCUACUUUGUUGAGGAGACGCUGAGGGCGCCUCUGGAGGCAAAAGGCGUUCUUUUUCCUUUUGUUCUCACUUUGCCUGAAAAGCCUGAAAAAGUUACAUAGUGUGUGAGAAUGUGUGUGUGUGUGUGUGUGUGUGUGUGUGGUGUGUGUGGUCCGGAAUAACACAAUAAAUGCAUCAUAAGCAGAAGACCUUAUGUACACUCUUCAAUGUCAGCUUUCUAUCUCAGUGUUUCAUUGCCUGCUUGCAAUGGAAUGUGUGUAUUUGCAUGGCAAUUUAAUGUGUCUGCAGGGUUAAGCCUUAAAAGGAUUUUUUUUCUUUUUUAGAAAUGAAUGAAUGCAACAAUAUUUGUAUCUGACUGUAGAUAAUGACAUGAUGACCGUGACUGUAGGUUAUUUUGUGUAUUUCCUGUGUUCAGUUUGGUUUGGUGCACUUUUGUAGUUAGAAAAUAGAUAUUACUUAGAACAUAUAAACUAGUUGACUGGUGGCUUUGGUAACAAAAACAAACAUUUUGUUGAAAGUUGUAUGAAAAACAGAAUGGAUGACUAAUGAACGAUGCAACACAGGUUCUAUGCAAAGAGACAGAAUGUACAGGUGGGGCUGCUGUCAUGAUAUUGAAUGAGAAUCUGACUUUAAAGGAAUUACAGUAUUCUUUGAACUAGGACUGCAACUCAUGGCUAUUAUUAAUCACAUUACCAGAUAAGAAUAAAAAUUGUUAUAAUUCCCCACACCCCAAAGAGAUUCGAGCAUAUAAGUAGCUUGUUUUAGACAAACAAGCAUCCAAAACCCAAAGAAGUUUGAUAUAAUAUAUAUUAUAAAGAAAUGUAUCAAAUCCUCAUAUUUAAGAAACUGGACACAGCAAAUUUUUACUUGAAAAAUGCUAAAAAUGAUGAAUCGGUUCUCAAAGUAGUCUAAUAAAUGAUUCACGGAAAAACUGUUGCAGCACUUACUCAAACCCUGAUCUGCACUUUCUUUGAAUUAAACCUGUGAAUUGAGGUCAAAUUAUAAACAGUAAGAGAACAACUAUAUCAGUCUUCUUCCACACAAAUAUUCCCUUUGCAGAUCAUGUGAACAGCAUGCUGUGUUGUAGUUCAGAGGAAUUUAUUAGUUUAAAGCAAAUUCCACAUUUAAACUCAGUAUCUGCAAGAAUUUUGUGGGCAAUAUAAACAAGAUGCUUGAUUUGGCAACUGAACAAAUUUAGGUACAUAUAUAUAUAUAUAUACAUAUUUAUUCUUGGAUUAAGACUAUGCUAUUUUCCUACAUUUAUCACAUUUGCCAAAGAUAAGAAACAGUUCAGUCAGGCUAAAAUAAAACUAAAUCAAAACUGACAGACUUUUGCAUCUUUUGUUGAUUAGGCUCCUCAUAAAAAGUGUUAUUUUCACAUCACUACAGUGGAGUUAAAAGCAAUAGUUGUUUUGUAAGAGAAACAGCACCAUGUUCGCUGCUAACAGGCACUCUGGGAAGUUCAGGGAAAGCGAGCCAUUCAGAAUACACAAAGAUGCAUCUCUUAUCUUUAUUUUCCUAUAUAAGAAAUCGCAACAGAAUCAUGUUCAAGUGCAAGCAGGUUUCUUCCCCUGGGUGAGGGUUUGCCUACUUUUAAGGUCAAAGGUCAAAUUAGAUCCUACAGUGCUGCAGCAUGGUCAAGUCAUGACACUUGCUGCAUACACAAACAAGAUAUCCUGCUGUCAUGACACUAAUGAACCAUUUUCUUCUUGCAUUGCUGCACAUGAAUACAAAUUUUGCUCAAAAUGUCCUUCUUGUAGACAUUUCACAAUAUUUGUUUGCUGCUGCAGCAACACAGUGGGAGUUUUGUAUGAUGCUGAUAUAUUCUUGGAACAAAUUGCUUUUGAUAAAGUUUGCAGUCAACGUGACUUGGACAAAAUGGAUGUGGUUUUAAUAUUUUGCUGGCUGGCAUCUGUAUUUUUGUGAAUUUUUGUAUGGACUUUGGUAGUUUUGGAUUUGCUGCUGUGAUGGACAGUAAAGUAAUGCAAUGUAAGGCAGUGGCUUCCUGUUCAAGGCAUAUGGAGUGGACUAACAAACUAGCUGUUGGAUAAUGUAUAUCAGUCAGAACUAAGUGCUUCAAAUAAAAUAUUUUGUGUCUGAAUUUA
Centropristis striata (black sea bass) is the source of this 4396-nucleotide messenger RNA. Its product is annotated as kelch repeat and BTB domain-containing protein 11. The transcript is spliced from 2 exons. The record is from RefSeq and is a predicted model, not a curated record. Lineage: Eukaryota; Metazoa; Chordata; Actinopteri; Perciformes; Serranidae. Bases 566 to 2392 code for a protein of 608 amino acids. Gene Ontology annotation, molecular function: protein binding.